Messenger RNA from Rana temporaria (common frog), 3447 nucleotides. Its product is annotated as nuclear receptor ROR-alpha. The coding region runs from base 928 to 2340 and encodes 470 amino acids. Gene Ontology annotation, molecular function: nuclear receptor activity; zinc ion binding; RNA polymerase II cis-regulatory region sequence-specific DNA binding. The transcript is spliced from 11 exons. The record is from RefSeq and is a predicted model, not a curated record. Gene Ontology annotation, biological process: regulation of transcription by RNA polymerase II; negative regulation of inflammatory response. NCBI's taxonomy places the organism in Eukaryota, Metazoa, Chordata, Amphibia, Anura, Ranidae. Gene Ontology annotation, cellular component: nucleus.
GAUGGGGGAGGUUUGGGGUGCAGAGGUUUUAGGAUGCAAAGGUGUACUGACAGGGUGGAUAAAGAUGUAGGUCAUGUAGGGCAGCCCAAUUAUUUCAAUGGGCUGCUCUAUGUGCUUGAAAUGCGGAAGAAAGUCCCUAACACUUUUUCAAAAUCACACAGUUGCACAGCACAUGUUAGCAGACACGUGAGGGUGUCAUUAACAAUUAAUUGCACUGCUGUGUAUCUACUAAAGGGCAGCGUGUUUCUGUUGUGUCGGGAAAGUGAUUUUGCAUGUGUUUCUGACACACACAAAUGUGAACGCAGUCUAAAUGUCUCAGUUACAUUGGCGGUCAGUGUACAUCUUCUCAUUAUAUUGGGGCUUGGUGUAGAAUCCUUUCAUUCACACUAGUGACCAGUGUAAAGGCCCCCCUUACAUUUGUGGUCACUGUUAAUCCCUCCUUACAUUGGUUACUGUGAAUGCUUCUAUUACAUUAGUGGUCAGUGUAAACCCCUCUUACAUUGGUGGCCAGUGUUGAAAUUCCUCUUUAUAUUUGUAGUCGGUAAAAAUAUCUGCAUUGCCAUUGAUCUCACCCUCCCCUCCCUCUAUCAUUACCACUGAUCCCAGAAGUUCUAGGAUCCCUAGGAGUUUUCUGUCUUUUGAUGUGUCCCCUCACCACCCCAGUCCAUGGUGUGCAGGCAGGUAGAGCGUGAAAUUGCAUGGUGGGGCCCCAUUUUUUUUUCUGCCCAGGGUCCAAUUAAUAUUAAAGAUGGCCCUUUAUGUAGAGCAACUGGCUUCCUGGAAAACUGAUAAACUGGAAGCAUAUAAGAUUAACUGGACUGUUUGGACUCAUUGCAGAUACUUCUCUGACUUUGCAACAUUCUUGUGACUGGCCUUCUUUGAGAAUGCAUGAUGGCCGGUUCUCUUCUGGUGGAGUUAUGAUGUGCGAUGACUGGAUAUGGUCUGUCCAUAACCAAGAAGACGCACACAUCUCAAAUCGAAAUAAUUCCGUGCAAAAUCUGUGGAGACAAAUCAUCAGGGAUCCAUUACGGGGUCAUCACCUGCGAGGGUUGCAAGGGUUUCUUCAGACGCAGCCAGCAGAGUAAUGCUACAUAUUCCUGUCCACGGCAAAAGAAUUGUUUGAUCGACCGGACGAGUAGGAACCGCUGCCAGCACUGUCGGUUGCAGAAAUGCCUUUCUGUGGGCAUGUCACGUGAUGCUGUAAAGUUUGGUCGCAUGUCUAAAAAGCAGAGAGACAGCUUAUAUGCGGAAGUGCAGAAACAUCGCUUGCAGCAGCAGCGGGAUCACCAGCAGCAACCAGGGGAGGCAGAGCCACUAACUCCUGGGGGAUAUGGUCUGACCCCCAAUGGGCUCACAGAACUGAGAGAUGACCUGGGAGGAUACAUGGAAGGGCACACGCCUGAUGAAGGCAAGACUGAGUCGGCAGUAAGCAGCUUCUACCUAGAUAUCCAGCCAUCCCCAGAUCAGUCCGGCUUGGAUGUUAAUGGCAUCAAACCUGAACCAGACUAUACACCUGCCUCAUCCUUCUUCCCAUACUGCUCAUUUACUAACGGAGAGGCCUCCCCAACUAUAUCUAUGGCAGAACUUGAACAUCUUGCUCAGAACAUCUCCAAAUCCCAUAUGGAAACCUGCCAGUAUUUACGUGAAGAGCUCCAGCAGAUAACAUGGCAAACCUUUCUCCAGGAAGAGAUUGAAAACUAUCAGAGCAAGCAACGAGAAGUGAUGUGGCAGCUUUGUGCAGUCAAAAUAACAGAGGCCAUUCAGUAUGUGGUGGAAUUUGCCAAACGCAUUGAUGGGUUCAUGGAGCUGUGUCAGAAUGAUCAGAUCGUGUUGCUAAAAGCAGGUUCCUUAGAAGUCGUUUUCAUCAGAAUGUGUCGUGCCUUUGAUUCACAAAACAACACCGUAUAUUUUGAUGGCAAAUAUGCAGGCAUUGAAGUCUUCAAGUCACUUGGUUGUGAAGAUUUAAUGAGCUUCGUAUUCGAGUUUGGUAAAAGCUUGUGUUCUCUGCAUUUGACGGAGGAUGAGAUCGCUCUGUUUUCUGCCUUUGUGCUCAUGUCAGGAGAUCGGUCAUGGCUACAGGAGAAACUGAAGAUUGAGAAACUCCAGCAGAAAAUCCAGCUCACACUGCAGCAUGUUCUUCAAAAGAACCAUCGUGAUGAUGGAAUUCUAACCAAGUUAAUAUGCAAAGUCUCCACGCUACGUGCGUUGUGCAGUCGUCACACGGAGAAACUCAUGGCGUUUAAAGCAAUAUAUCCAGACAUUGUGAGACACCACUUCCCUCCCCUCUACAAGGAACUCUUUACCUCUGAAUAUGAGCCAGCCAUGCAACUGGAGGGAUAGAACAGCCCGUUUACUGUUCAUACCUGGAACAAGCAACUGCUUCAUAAGAAUCCAGCCGCGCACACACGUGUGCAUUUAUACAUGGGAUAGAGGAACCAAGACACUUUACGCAAACCUGGGUGCAGGAGGAGAGUGGUGACAUGCACAGACAUUUGUCCUUGACCUCUCACCCGCCCAGGGUUAUUGUUUACAAGAGGUAAAGGAGAGAAUUUAAGGACCAACUGCAGAGCAGGCUGGUGAGAAAGAACCACGCCUGCAUUUUAACCAUGAGACUUCUAAUGUCUCUAGCAAUACAAGCAAAAUAAUAUUUAUAUAUAAAUAUAUAUGUAUUACAGGGUACGUGGGCAUGAACCUUUAUAUGGCUACAGAGAUAUUGUUUAAAGCGUAGGGCCCAGCUGUAGACUUAUUCUGGUCUGUUUGCGUGUGGCACUUUUUUUUCUUUUUUUGCACCUUUUUAUUAAUUCCUACUGCUCUUUUUCCAUUUGUUUAGUGAAAUGUGUUUUAUGUUUGUUUUUUUUUUAAUGUAUUUUGAUGUACACAUCAGGAAUUUGCGACUUAGUGUAAAAGCAAUAGAUUAUUAAGAGGGUGUUGGGGUGGUUGCUGCUGCUGUUUUUUGUGAGAGUCGGGGGGGGGGAUGCUGGUCCAGGUAGUUGCUUAACCGUUCCCAUAAAUCUGGUACUGAAUGGGGUUGAAAUAACUCCUGCGUCAAUGAGAACGGAGAGCGGUCGUACUUGUUUGGAGGCAUACAAGAGUAAUUGGUGUGUGGCGUACUGCAGCGGAAUAGACAAAGCACAUUCGCCAUUGUCCUAUUUGUCACAUUGUGUCACCAGGUGUCUUACCGCAUCAUACUCUUUUAUUAGAUCAGGUCUUUCUCUGUCACAAAAUACAUUUUCUUGUAUGUUCCCUUUUCUUUGAAAUCCAUAUUCAGGAGGCUCUUACAUCAUUAUACUGCAACAAAAAUAUGUUAUCUAAAAUUUCAGCUGAAAGAAUAUUAAAGCGACCUUGUCACUUACUCAGAGAAACAAAUCUGAAAGUACUCUAAAGCCUCGUACACACGACCGAGAAACUCGACGGGCGAAACACAUCGUUUUCCUCGUCGAGUUCCUU